Molecule: messenger RNA, 3905 nt
Organism: Tripterygium wilfordii
Lineage: Eukaryota; Viridiplantae; Streptophyta; Magnoliopsida; Celastrales; Celastraceae
Product: protein-tyrosine-phosphatase MKP1-like
Exons: 2
Coding region: 586-3180 (864 amino acids)
Biological process (GO): protein dephosphorylation
Molecular function (GO): protein tyrosine/serine/threonine phosphatase activity; actin filament binding
Source: RefSeq, a predicted model, not a curated record
ACAACAGUCAAUCCUUCUGACCCCUUCAAACCAAACCCAACCCAACCAGCUAUUGGUGAGUCCAACCGCUAACUCGUUUACCGUUUAUCAAAAACUCACACCCACUUCUUCACUUCCCCACCGUAUUCCUCUGCAAGUUGUUUAGGGUUUUAAUGGUCUGGUCCACGUAGAGAUGGUUCUUCUUUCAUGCUACUUCAAGCAAGUCUCUCUUCAACAAUCUCAACUAUAUUAAACAAAUGGGUAUGCCGUUGCAAUUUCUCUUGCACUUCCCUUCACUUUAUAUUUUUGUCUCUCUUAGUCUCUUGUUGUUUGAAUCUUUGUUAUAGGCCCCAUAAGCUUUUACUUGGUCAUAUUUUCGUGUUUGAUUUUUCUUCUUGAUUCGAAAUUGAGAGUUCUAGAGGGAGAGUGGGUCAAGGGUUUUAGGUGAAGAAAAAGUGCAGGCUUAAAGGGAUGGACCGAGAUAUCAAAAUCAGCUAUUCAUUGUCAAAGAUUCCAAUUUGGCGCUUUCUAUAGGCUUUCCAGGAAUAAUCCUCAAAUGGGUAUGGACAAUUUAUUCUGAAGAAUUUCGUUAGGUUUCUUUCUGGGAUGUUAGGCCAGGAAGACAAGGACCGGCUUGCCGGUGGUGGUGCCCGGAGGGCUUAUCUUCGGUCUGUUUCAUGGAGUGUUCGGUCACCAAACAGACCUAACCUCAAACCCCAAACCAACAGCAAAGCUAGAGCUUGUUUGCCACCUCUGCAGCCUCUUUCCAUCGCGCGCCGCCCCGUUCAGGAGUGGCCGAAGGCUGGCUCUGAUGACCUUGGUGUGUGGCCAAAUCCUCAAACCCCAAGAGAAUCAAUUAAGGCCCUUGAUAAGUCUACUCCAGGACAAUCAACAGUGGAAGAAUUCGAGUUUAAGAAAGAUAAGCUUGCCUUUUUCGAUAAGGAAUGCUCAAGGAUUGCUGAUCACAUUUAUUUAGGAAGUGAUGCUGUGGCAAAGAAUCGCGAGAUUUUGAGGCAGAAUGGGAUUACACAUGUUCUGAAUUGUGUUGGUUUUGUGUGUCCUGAGUAUUUUAAGAGUGAUCUUGUAUACAAGACACUUUGGUUGCAAGAUAGUUCCUCAGAGGAUAUUACUAGCAUUCUCUAUGAUGUGUUUGAUUAUUUUGAGGAUGUUAGAGAGAAAAGUGGGCGAGUUUUGGUGCACUGUUGCCAGGGAGUCUCACGGUCAACAUCGUUGGCCAUUGCAUACCUCAUGUGGAGGGAGGGGCAAAGCUUUGAAGACGCAUUUCAAUAUGUAAAAGCAGCGAGAGGGGUAACUAAUCCAAACAUGGGUUUUACUUGCCAGCUUCUGCAGUGCCAGAAGCGGGUGCAUGCCGCACCUGCCAGCCCAAAUUCUGUGCUUAGGAUGUAUCGGAUGGCCCCGCACUCAUCAUAUGAUCCUCUUCAUUUGGUACCAAAAAUGUUAAGCCGCCCAGGUGUAAAAGGGCUUGAUUCGCGUGGGGCAUUCAUCGUGCAUAUUACUUCUGCUAUAUAUGUUUGGUUGGGGAAGAAUUGCAGCUUUGCAAUGUCAAAUCAGGCUGCAGUGGCUGCCAAUCAAGUCAUCCGGUAUGAAAGAGCACAAGGUCCAACAUUGAGCAUUAAAGAGGGGGAGGAGCCUCCAGAAUUUUGGGAAGCUCUUGCUUGUGGACAAUUCAUGGCAGAUGGUUGCAACAAGGUGGAGAUAGACAAGGAAGAAGCCAUGCCUUGCAGGAAUAAUAAGACAACUGCAGCUGUUCAUACUAGGGUUGGAGAAAGGAAGGUUGAUGAAUAUGAUAUGGACUUUGAACUCUUCCACAAGGCCCUUGCUGGUGGAGUCGUUCCACCCUUUUCAGUAUCAAACACUGGUUCAGAAACUUGCCUGCCUGCCAGAGAAAAUGGAUGGAGCAGACUAAGACAGAAGUUUGCCCAAGGUACGAUGAAAGAGUUUGUCACUUCAGCUAAAGUGAAUUGUGAGACUUUUCCAUUCAGUGAGGAAUCCCAUAUGGACAUAGAUGCUUCGAAAGAAGUGGAAUACCCUGUUUCCCCAAAUGAGUGUUCAUCACCAUUGUCACCUUCUGCAUGUCGCUCACCUGAUUCCUUUGAUUGUUUUCCAGACAGCAGUCCAAGUAGGAUAAGUGAUACUUGUAAGGAAGCCGAAUACUCUAUUUCUCUUACUGAUUCUUCAUUACCACCAAGGUCUUCUUAUUGUUCUCCAGAUUCUUUUUCUUGCUUACGAGACAGGAGCCCAAAGUUUGGUUCCAAAUCCCCUACUCUUUCACCUUCAACAUCUGAUUACUCCUCCAGCUCAUUUGCCUUUUCGCCCUCAUCUUCUAAUUGGUCUGACUUGUCUCGACAACCCUCACCUUCUGGCUUGGAGGCCGUAGAUCCAUUUUCUGUUAAAACUGCUUUCUCAUGCGACCACUGUCGACCCUAUCAGAAAGCAGCUCCUUCGCCUACAGAUGCAUUUUCAGCUUUGAGAUCGGCAAAUACUUGUUUUCCAUGUAAGGAGAGUUCUCUCUCUAUUGCAGAACGUAGAGGGAGCAAUCCUCCACCCCAUAUGUUUUUACAAUCAGUAGAUGAACCAUCUCAAGGCUCGAAAAAACUGAUAAGGUCAUGGUCUUUUUCUCUACCCGACAUUGAUGACGACAUGAUGAUCGAUGCUCAUGGUGAUCAAAUCGAGAAUGAAAGUGAAGAGCUAGUGUUAGGCUCUCUGCUUGCUAGUGCUGUUAAAGAUUCUGAAGGUGAGAUUGAAUCCAAAGAGGUGUCUGGUAAGGUUCACUGUCCAUCAAGCGAUGGGAUCAUUAGACCUACGGCACCUAUUCUUUACCAGUGGCCUGCCAUGAAUAAAGUGGACAUGAAUUUCUUCUGUGAGCGUGAUGCUAAGUCAAUUUAUAUGUUAUUGGCUCCAAAUGUUGGCUUGGACUCAGAUAAUCCUUGUAAUUUAUUUGUGUGGCUCGGGCAUGAAGUUUUGUGUGAAGAAGAGCUUAAUCAAUCUAUAAACACAGAUGGAACUUGCAAGAAUAGUCAUCUGCAAUGGGAGAUGAUCGGUCGCAACUUUCUGGAUCAAAUGGGUUUUCCAGUGAAUGUUCCUGUAAAGAUAGUCGUAGAAGGUUUGGAGCCGGAGGAGUUUCUUAGCCAUCUCAACUGUUUCUCAUUUCAAAAGUUGGAACAGAGCGGCCACUGUUGAGAGGGAUCAGGGAAAGAAUACGCUGUUGCAUCCAUUAUUUCGGUUCGCGAUCUUUAUUUGUGAACGCCUUAGUAGCCUGUUGAUAUGUUGUUGGUAAUAGGUUUGGAGCCAGAGGAGUUUCUUAGCCUUCUCAAUUGUUUCUCAUUUCAAAAGUUGGAAAAGAGCAGCCACUGUUGAAGAGGGAUCGGGGAGAGAAUUUGCUGUCGGUUCAUGAUCUUUCUUUGUGAUCGUCUUAGUAACCUGUUGGUAUGUUGCAGUUAGUAAAGGGUUCAGAGCCAGAGGAGUUUCUUAGCCAUCUCAACUGUUUCUCAUUUCAAAAGUUGGAACAGAGCAGCCACUGUUGAGAGGGAUCGGGGAGAGAAUACGCUAUUGCAUCCAUUAAUUCGAAUCAUGAUCUCUCUUUGUGAAUGUCUUAGUAGCCUGUUGGUAUGUUACAGUUGGUAAAGGUGAUUGAGCAUCCCAGGCAGUAUACAUAACUUAUCUGCUUGUGUGAUGUGAGGGAAAUCAAAGUAUUACUACAGAAACCAUGUACAGGAAACAAUAUUGAAUUAAACUGUAGUUAUGGGAAAGCAAAUCAAAGCUAGAAUAAGCACUGAGGGCUGUUAUUUCUUUUUCUUUCUUCUGUUUUAACAUUUGCUAAUCUGGCACCUUAGGUGUUGCUGUGUCAGAUAAAAUGGAAACUCAAAUGAUUAUGGUAAUUUUAUCGGAUUUACUUGUUCGGACUU